Messenger RNA from Coccomyxa subellipsoidea C-169, 705 nucleotides. Its product is annotated as SRR1-domain-containing protein. Gene Ontology annotation, cellular component: nucleus; cytoplasm. The transcript is spliced from 4 exons. The coding region runs from base 1 to 705 and encodes 234 amino acids. Lineage: Eukaryota; Viridiplantae; Chlorophyta; Trebouxiophyceae; Coccomyxaceae. Gene Ontology annotation, biological process: microtubule-based process. The record is from RefSeq and is a predicted model, not a curated record.
AUGCAGAUGCUGUCAGCGCAGCUCCAGACAUCGCUGACCCUCGGCCAGCAUCAGCAGGCAGCAGCAAGCAGCCAGAUAAUGAACGGCGAGGACAAAGACAGCAGAACUGGAGUGCUGCGUGCACCGAAUGGCGCCCACAGGCUUUGGAGAUGGGAUGAGGUGGAGGAGAUGGUAGUUUAUGGGCUCGGCAGCCUCGAGGCCGGCCAUGUGCCUCGCUACCAGCUGGCACUGGCCCUGCUGUUAGCAGACCGCCUGCCCAAAUUGCAGGGGCCAAUCCAAGUCUUCGACCCGGUCUUCACUGAGGUGGACCACCAGCUCCUCAAGGAGCAGGGCCUCCUGGUGCUGGGUGAGAACGAGGAGGGCAGGAGACGCGCAACGCGGCCAACGCUGUUCUACCUGCCCCACUGCGAGGCGGAUCUGUGCAGCAACCUGGUGGAGGCCAAUCUCGGCUGCGGAACUCUUGCGGUUGUGCUGGGCAACAGCUUCGCUCUGUACCACGAGCGCUGGACGCAGGCAGGCUCCGCACAGACGCAGCACCGGCGCGCGCGACUGGACGCGCUGCUGCGCACCGUCGAAGUCGGCGCCGUGCUGGAAGUGCCCAUCAGCGAUCACCACUUCCCAGUGGUGUCUGCCUUCAACGACAUGAGCCUGCACCUUUUCCCUGCCACCGGGAACCCGGCAAAUGGAGAUGUCAACGCGACAUAA